Messenger RNA from Hirsutella rhossiliensis, 717 nucleotides. RefSeq names its product MULE transposase domain-containing protein. The record is from RefSeq and is a predicted model, not a curated record. Bases 1 to 717 code for a protein of 238 amino acids. NCBI's taxonomy places the organism in Eukaryota, Fungi, Ascomycota, Sordariomycetes, Hypocreales, Ophiocordycipitaceae. The transcript is spliced from 3 exons.
AUGUGGAAACGCUUCCCGGAGGUGAUAAGCUUCGACAACACUUACAACACAAAUCGCUUCAAGCUCCCGCUCUUCCAGGCGACGGGUCAAACUUGCCUCAAGUCGGUCUACAACGCUGCCUUCGGCUUGAUCGAUAACGAAAGGCGUGAAGGCUUCCAAUUCCUCGCUGAAGGGAUUAGGCAGUUGGUUGAGAGGCAUGGAAUUCAACUACCCAACGUUGUGAUCACGGACUUCGACCAACAGAUGAAGGCGGCACUGGAAGAUCAGUUUCAGACGCUCAACAACAGCUUUCGCAAGUGGAAGCACGCCAAGGAAGACAGCGACGAGACAAAGGAAGACUACGAGAAGGUUUGGGUGCGCUUAUGCGACGAGUUCGAUGACCAGGAGGCCAUUCUGAUCUACCUUUAUAAUACCUACUUGCCCCUGAGCCCGCAAUGGUCUCAGUGCUUCAUCAAAAAGCAUCGUAACUUCGGUAUUCGCGUCACGUCUGGCACGGAGGCAAGCAACAAUAACGUCAAGAGCUAUCUGCUCAAUGGAAUGAACCAUCUAUUUGGGCUCAUCGAGGCGAUAGAGGGCAUGUUGGGUGAUCAGGAACGAGAUUUUAUCGACAAUUGUGCACAAGAUGAAGUUUUAACCACGCGUACCUACUCUAGCCCUGGUUCUGAGUACCUGGGCGAGCUCCGCAUGACUGCAUCUCAACAGGGCUUAAUCUCAUAG